CCGGGGACAGCGGCGGACGGCGGCGGCGGCAUGCGGCUUCUCGCGCUGCCCAUCGUGGGCUGAGACGGCCGCAGCGCGGGCGGGAGGCGCGGCGGCCGGCGAGCCGAGGGCGCAGCCAGCCGGGCAGACCGCGGACAGCGGUCGGGGCGCCGCGCCAUGGGCCGAGCCGGGGGCGGGGGCCCGGGCCGGGGGCCGCCGCCGCUGCUGCUGCUUCUGGGGGCCACGCUGGUCCUCGCCGCCGGGGCCGCGCCGGCGCGUGAGGCGGGCAGCGCCGUCGAGGCCGAGGAGCAGGUGAAGAGCGUCCUGGCGUGGAAGCCGCGUGCCAACGGCACGCGGGAGAAGGCCGGCCCACCAGCUGCUGGAGAGGAUGAGACCUCGUGGACUGCACCUGGCGGCCAGCCGGCCGUGGUGGGGCCUGGGGUCGGGCCGGAGGAGGCACUGGAGGCGUCCGCGGCGGUGACUGGCACCGCCUGGCUGGAGGCCGACAGCCCGGGCCUGGGUGGAGUGACCGCAGAGGCCGGCAGCGGCGACACCCAGGCCCUUCCAGCCACGCUCCCGGCUCCCGAGGAGGCCCUGGGACAGUCAUUGAUGCCCCCUGCCACCCCCGAGGCUACAGAGGCCAGCGGACCACCCUCCCCCACUCCUGGCGACAAGCUGAGCCCAGGCCCCGAACUCCCCAAGGAGAGCCCCUUGGAGGUUUGGCUGAACCUGGGAGGCAGCACACAUGACCCGCACGGGCCAGAACCCACGUUCCCCUUUCAGGGCACACUGGAACCCCAGCCAGCAUCAGAUAUAAUUGACAUCGACUACUUCGAAGGAUUGGAUGGUGAGGGCCGUGGCGCCGACCUGGGGAGCUUCCCGGGGUCGCCAGGGACCUCAGAGCACCACCCCGAUACUGGGGGAGAGACCCCUUCCUGGAGCCUGCUUGACUUAUACGAUGACUUCACCCCCUUUGAUGAAUCUGACUUCUACCCCACCACAUCCUUCUAUGAUGACUUGGAUGAAGAGGAGGAGGAAGAGGAGGAUGACAAGGAUGCAGUGGGAGGUGGAGACCUGGAAGAUGAAAGUGACCUUCUGGUGCCCACUGAAAAGCCUGGUCUGGGGCCCGGGACUGGCCAGCCCACCAGUCGGUGGCAUGGUGUCCCCCCACAGCAUACUCUGGGGAUGGUCCCUGGCAGCAGCAUCGCCCUCAGGCCCCGCCCGGGAGAGCCAGGCAGGGACCUGGCCCCAAGUGAGAAUGGCACCGAGUGCCGCAGCGGCUUUGUGCGGCAUAACGGCUCCUGCCGGUCUGUGUGCGACCUCUUCCCAAGUUACUGCCACAAUGGCGGCCAGUGCUACCUGGUGGAGAACAUAGGGGCCUUCUGCAGGUGUAACACGCAGGACUACAUCUGGCACAAGGGGACGCGCUGCGAGUCCAUCAUCACCGACUUCCAGGUGAUGUGCGUGGCCGUCGGCUCCGCCGCCUUCGUCCUGCUCCUGCUGUUCAUGAUGACGGUGUUCUUCGCCAAGAAGCUCUAUCUGCUCAAGACAGAGAACACCAAGCUGCGUAGGACCAACAAAUUCCGGACCCCGUCUGAGCUCCACAACGAUAACUUCUCCCUCUCCACCAUUGCUGAAGGCUCUCACCCAAACGACUACCUGGGCACCAGGGAUAUAGCGGAGAACAAAAUGGACCAAAAGCCCAGCCUGUUGGAGCUAACUUCCCGGUGUCAUGAUGUUCACACAAGGUAUGUGAAUGUAUCCUGAGAAGUGCAAGGGGGCUGUACAAACCCACCCCCCAAACCCAAGGGAAAGGGACAUAAAGGCAACUUUAUUGGUCAAGCAAGCAAUGAGGUGUGUGAACACUGCCAUCACUGAGAAUGCAGCAGAGGCUCUUCCCUCAGCCCUGGGGCUCACUACAGGUAUUUGAGAGGCUUUGGGGGAGUGCGGGUCUCUACUGAAGUGAAUAUGAAACUAAUAUUUUCUCCUGAGUGUGUAACCGUGAGACUACACCAAGUAUAUGGGAGCGAAGAUAAGCCAGGUUACCCUGAGGGAUCUGAUGGCCAGUCAAGCCUAAGCAGUACCCUGGCCCGGGGUUUAUCCAAGCCAAAAAGAAGAAUGUGUCAGCCCCUGCGUGUACACUGCGUGCCGUGCUGAGGUAUGUAUCUGGGAGCAGAAUUGCUAGGAUGGAAUUCGGCCUAUCUUGACCUUUACAAGAUAAUGUCAGAAGUAGUUCCAUCGAUUAACAGCUCCCACCAACAGCGGAUGAGAGCUGCCUUUGGUGCGCAUCCUCAUCAGCACUUGAUAUUCUCACAUUUUUGGAGCACCCGGCUGGCUCAGUUGGUGGAGCAUGCGACUCUUGAUCUCAGCGUUGUGAGUUAGAGCCCCAUGUUGGGUGUAGAGAUGACUUCAAAUAAAAUCUAAAAAAAAAAAAAAGAGAGAGAGAGAGAUUCUCACAUUUUCAGUUCUAGCCAUUCUUUAGGCAUAUAAUGGUAUGUAAUUGUGAUUUUUAAUUUGCGUUCUCUAGUUGUCAGUGGAUUGCAUCCCUCCCCAUAUGUUUAUUAGUCAUCUACAUUCCUGCUUUAGUGAAGCAUCUGCUUAAGCCUUUACCCCGUUUUUCUAUUAGACUAUCUUCUGUCACAUUUAUGAGCUGUUUUACUGGUCAUAUGUGUCGCAAAUAUCUUUUCCCACUCUGUGGCUUGCAAUUUCAUACUCCUAACGUUAAAUUAACAUU
Molecule: messenger RNA, 2713 nt
Organism: Zalophus californianus (California sea lion)
Lineage: Eukaryota; Metazoa; Chordata; Mammalia; Carnivora; Otariidae
Gene: CSPG5
Product: chondroitin sulfate proteoglycan 5
Exons: 5
Coding region: 157-1746 (529 amino acids)
Biological process (GO): nervous system development
Source: RefSeq, a predicted model, not a curated record